Meriones unguiculatus (Mongolian gerbil) is the source of this 861-nucleotide messenger RNA. RefSeq names its product regenerating islet-derived protein 3-alpha-like. Gene Ontology annotation, biological process: response to peptide hormone; antimicrobial humoral immune response mediated by antimicrobial peptide; venom-mediated disruption of cell wall in another organism. Gene Ontology annotation, molecular function: peptidoglycan binding; oligosaccharide binding; signaling receptor activity. Bases 94 to 636 code for a protein of 180 amino acids. The transcript is spliced from 5 exons. The record is from RefSeq and is a predicted model, not a curated record. Lineage: Eukaryota; Metazoa; Chordata; Mammalia; Rodentia; Muridae.
AUUAGUGUAUCCCUGCAGAUCAAGGCAAAAGUGAAGAGGAGAGAUGGCACUCUUUGAAUGUUCUCUCUGACCACACUCUCUCUAGCGCCGUAGAUGAUACUCCUCACAGACAAGAUGCUGCCUCACCUGACCCUCACCGGUGCAUCCUGGACGCUGCUCUCCUGCCUAUUCUUAUUCCAGGUACAAGGUGAAGACUCCCAGAACAAAGUGCCCUCUCCACGUACCAGCUGUCCCACGGGAUCCAAGGCCUAUCGCUCCCACUGCUAUGCCUUGAUUGUGACACCCAAAUCCUGGUUUCAAGCAGAUCUGGCCUGCCAGAAGAGGAACUCAGGACACCUUGUGUCUAUUCUUAGUGGAGCUGAGGCUUCCUUUGUUUCCUCCCUGGUGAAUGGCACAGUGAACAACUACCGAGAGAUCUGGAUUGGGCUACACGAUCCAACGAUGGGUCACCAACCUAAUGGAGGUGGAUGGGAGUGGAGUAACUCCGAUGUGCUGAGUUAUCACAACUGGGAUGGGGACCCUACCUCUACUGUUAAUCGUGGCCACUGCGGGAGUCUGACAGCAACAUCAGGAUUUCUGAAGUGGGGAGAUCAUCACUGUGAUGAGGAAUUACCCUUUGUCUGCAAGUUCAAGUAAGAGAGAGGCAGCAUCCUGGGUUUAUCAUGAAGCUUAUAUUGACAAGGGAUCAUAUACAAAGAUUCAUUCAACAAAGCUGUGCUCACGUCCAAGUCCUGAAUCAGACUUAUUAUUCUAUUGUUUGUUUGUUUGUUUUUUGUCUUCUUUUAUCCAUCUCCUUCCCACUAUUUCAAGAUUUUCUGUAUGCUUUGAAAUCUUGAAGAUAAAUUUUAAAAAACUUUAUAA